AUGGGGGAUUUCAAUGCCACCCUUUCCCACUCAGACAAGCGAGGAGGGGUGAGAAGGAUGUGCAGGAUCCAAACAGAUUUUCAGACCUUUGUGGAUUCUAAUGCUUUGUUUGAAGUGGCUACUAAAGGUGGGAAUUUCACAUGGACUAAUAGGUGUUUGGGUUUCUCUAACAUAGCAGAGAAACUAGAUAGGUUCUUUUUGGCAGGGGAAUGGAACCUGGCUCCCCUUGUUUUUGAGGCGGAAGUUUUGGCAAUCUCUAGCUUGAAUCAUUUCCUGGUUUCACUAGUUUUGCAGAAGGAUGGAGUUCCACUCAGAUGCCCUUUUAAGAUGGAAAAGAUGUGGUUAAGGGAGCAGGGCUUCAGCGAUCAAGUUGUUCAAUGGUGGAAGGAGUCCCCUGUGGUUGAUGGAUUCUUGUCCUUUCAAUUCUUUAAGAAGUUAAGCUAUGUCAAACAGAAACUGAAAAGUUGGAACAGGAUUGUAUUUGGAAAUAUCUUCGAAGAGAAACAAAAGAUUGAAGGAGAGCUGGGGGCUUUAAACUCGAAAGUCUUAGCAAAGGGAAUGGAUGAGGUGGACUACCUCAAGGAGAAAGACCUGCUCAGUAGAUAUGGGGAAGUAUUGCAAAGGGAAGAGAUUUUUUGGAGGCAAAAAUCACACAAGAAAUGGAUUAGAGCAGGAGACAGAAAUAUAAAAUUAUUCCACAGUUCUGUGAAGGUGAAGAGAAGCCUUAAUAGAAUUUUAUCUCUGCAUCUGAAGGAUGGAACUUCGAUGGAUGAUUUUGAUCGAAUUAACCAAGAGGUUGUUGAUUUUUUUGGAAAUUUAUGGAACAAGAGCGGGAUUGAUUAG
Cryptomeria japonica (Japanese cedar) is the source of this 843-nucleotide messenger RNA. RefSeq lists its product as uncharacterized. The transcript has a single exon. Lineage: Eukaryota; Viridiplantae; Streptophyta; Pinopsida; Cupressales; Cupressaceae. The record is from RefSeq and is a predicted model, not a curated record. Bases 1 to 843 code for a protein of 280 amino acids.